Molecule: messenger RNA, 2643 nt
Organism: Cotesia congregata
Lineage: Eukaryota; Metazoa; Arthropoda; Insecta; Hymenoptera; Braconidae
Source: the annotation of a GenBank genome assembly
AUGAGUAACCGCCGUAAGAAUGCGAAGGACAGGAAAUUGAAUUUUUUUUUCUCUAGAAAACUAAACGAAGUUAUUAAACAGGUAACCCCUAAAUCUUAUCCACCGCAAAUCUUCCCCGAAGAUCCAGCAGAAACCAGUUCAUCAAGCGGUCUAGAUGAAGAAUCUGAAAACAAGUUUGAGCUGGAGCUUUGCUGGUGUAUACAGCAACUAGAAUUAGGGAUCCACAGUGGAAAAUUAAAAGAAAAGCAGCUGAGAGAUACUCAAAAAAAUUUAAACUUAUUGAAAAGCAGCAAUGUUGCUUUGGUACAAAAAAGACAGCUCAUGAGAAGUACUUUUGGAGAUUAUCGUGCUAAGAUGGUUGAGGAAGAGAAAAAACUCGGAAGAUCCGUAGCUAAAGUUAAAUUUUCAGCUGCUAAAGCGGCGGAAAAUAAGUCAGUCUUCUUGAGAAAGUCUCAUUGCUUGGAUCAAGAACCGUCGACGUCAUCUAUCAGUCAAAAUGGAGCACAAGUUAACGGGUCUGGUCCUAGUCUGUCGUCUUUAUUCAUAAAGCUGUAUGUACACAUACGUGCCAAAAUGAAAGCCAAGAAGGAAAAAGCUGCAGAGAAGAGUAACCUUUCGGAGCUUAAUCCAUGGCCCUCUUACAUUCAGGAUCGUAUGAAACUGUGGGAUGAAUUGAAAGCUAAAUACGAAGCAGAGUUAGCCUCCAAGCCAGUGGAAGAUAUAACAGUAACACUUCCUGAUGGUAAACAAGUAACAGCCCAAUCUUGGCGCACUAGUCCCUAUGACAUUGCAAAGGGGAUCAGCCAAGGGCUUGCAGACAACACAGUAAUAGCAAAGGUUAACAACGAGCUGUGGGAUCUUGACCGUCCUCUGGAGCGCGAUUGCAAGUUAGAAUUACUAAAAUUCGACAGCCCAGAUGGUCAGCAAGUAUUUUGGCAUUCCAGCGCUCACAUCUUGGGCGAAGCUAUGGAGCGUGUCUACGGAGGUUGUCUCUGUUACGGUCCACCAAUCGAGAACGGUUUUUACUACGACAUGCAUCUCGGUGAAAAAGGAAUUUCAAACCUUGAUUUUCCAUUCCUAGAAUCUUUGUACAAGAACAUUGUAAAGGAAAAGCAGCCUUUUGAGCGUCUGGAGAUGACCAAGGAAGACCUGUUGAAGAUGUUUGAGUACAACGAGUUCAAAGUCAGGAUACUCAAAGAAAAAGUCCAGACUCCAACAACUACAGUGUACAGAUGCGGACCGUUGAUUGAUUUGUGUCGUGGUCCUCACAUCAGACACACGGGUAAAGUAAAGGCGAUUAAAGUAACCAAGAAUUCAUCAACUUACUGGGAAGGUAACGCUAACGCAGAGACUCUUCAGCGUGUUUAUGGUAUCAGUUUUCCAGACCCUAAGCAGAUGAAAGAGUGGGAAAAGUUCCAAGAAGAAGCUGCUAAGAGAGAUCACCGUAAGAUUGGUAAAGAGCAAGAAUUGUUUUUCUUCCACGAGCUAUCUCCAGGCUCGUGUUUCUUUCAGCCUCGAGGUGCGCAUAUUUACAAUACUCUUGUUGAAUUCAUAAGAUCAGAGUAUAAAAAAAGAGGAUUUCAAGAAGUUGUUACGCCUAAUAUUUAUAACAGCAAGCUGUGGCAGACUUCUGGACAUUGGGAACACUAUGCAGACAAUAUGUUUUCCUUUGAAGUAGAAAAAGAAACAUUUGCAUUGAAACCAAUGAACUGUCCGGGACACUGUAUGAUUUUCGACGUUCGUAAUCGCUCUUGGAGGGAACUUCCUCUGAGAAUGGCUGACUUUGGUGUUCUUCAUCGGAAUGAACUGUCUGGAGCUCUUACGGGACUUACCAGAGUCCGAAGAUUCCAGCAAGACGAUGCGCAUAUCUUCUGCACGCAUGAGCAAAUUAGAGAUGAAGUUUUGGGAGCUCUUGAAUUUUUGAGAUGUGUUUACACGGUCUUUGGGUUCACUUUCAACCUGUGCCUGUCUACGCGGCCGGAGAAGUACCUGGGGGAUAUUAAAGUUUGGGAACAAGCUGAGAAAGCUUUGUCAGACAGUUUAGAUACUUUUGGAAUAUCUUGGACGAUUAAUCCUCAAGAUGGUGCAUUCUAUGGACCGAAAAUUGAUAUUACUAUCAUGGAUGCUUUGAAGAGACCCCACCAGUGUGCUACGAUUCAGUUGGAUUUCCAACUUCCUAUUCGUUUUGACUUGUCCUAUGUUAAUGAACGUGGAGAGAAAACCAAGCCAGUAAUCAUUCACAGAGCAAUUCUGGGUUCCGUUGAACGGAUGAUUGCUAUUCUUACUGAAAGUUAUGCUGGAAAAUGGCCAUUCUGGUUAUCACCAAGACAAGUUAUGGUUGUCCCAGUGGGCCCACAGUUUGAUGAGUAUGCGAAUGAAGUAAAACAGAAGAUUUGGGACGCUGGGUUUAUGACUGAAGUUGACAUUGAUCACAGCGACACGUUGAACAAAAAAAUUCGUAACGCUCAAAUAGCACAAUUCAACUUUAUUCUCGUUGUUGGAGAAAAAGAACGUGCUGCUGAGACAGUAAAUGUCAGAACGAGAGAUAACAAAGUACACGGGGAAAUAUCAGUUCAAGACCUCAUCAACAAAUUUAAAACUUUCAAAGAAACGAAAGACCGUUAUUUUGCUUAUAUGCACUAG